AUGAUUCAAAAACUUCUUUCAGACAUAUUAAACAAAAUUUUGGGGAAUUUUAUUUAUGGAUUAAAUGAUGAACAGUUUAGCCUAAGUGAUUUAUUAAGUGGAAAAUUAGAACUAACAAAUGUUCAUUUUAAGCAAUCUAUCAUUGAUUUACUUGAUAUCCCAUGUAGGUUAAAUUUUGGAUGCGUUGGAUAUUUUAAAAUAAAUUUACCCAUUUUUUAUUUUAUGAAAAAUCCAAUAAAUGUAUAUAUAGAAGAUGUAAUUAUAGUAUUGUCUACAAUUCCUUCUAAAUAUUGGGAUGAUAAAUUAUUUAAAGAAAAAUAUAUUGAAAACAAAAAAAAUUUAUUAUUAUCUUCUGAAUACAGAGCAAUUGUAUGCUCUAUGGAAGGCGGGGUUAUAUGGCAAAUGAUUUUAUCGUUAAUCAAUAAUAUAAACAUAUCUAUUAAAAAUUUGCAUAUCAGAAUAGAAGAUAUUACUAGCAAUCCUUCUAAUUGUUUUUCUUUCGGAAUAAACAUAGAAGAAUUAUUUCUAAAUUUACCUAAAGAGGGACUUCCUUUUAAAAGAGAUGGAUACUAUACAAAAAAAAAUGAAUUGGUUAAUAAUACUAUGAUCAAUAUGAUCACUGUUAAGAAAUUAGGUUUUUAUAUGGAUUAUUUAAAUAUGAAAAAAAUUAUGAAUAAAAAAUAUUACUCCCAAUGGAAUGAUAUAUUCAUGGGAAGCCUUAAUAAUUCAUAUUAUGAAGAAAAAGGAUUUCCAAGAAAAAGAAAAAAUAGAAGGAAUGAAAAAAAUUUAGAUCUUAAGAGUAAAAAAAAUAUUAAAAGCAAUGAAGAAAAUUUAAAAGAUUUUCAAGACAUUAUUAAAAAUAUAAAAGAUGGUUUCUCUGGUCCCCAUAUAAGUGAAAUAGAAAAUACAAAAGAAAAUAAAAUAAAUCAAAAGAUUUUAGAAUUAAAUGAAAAAAUUCUUAAAAUAAAUCAUAAUAAUAAAAAUGAUAAAACUAUUCAAAAUAAUGAAAAUAAUAUAAAAAAAAGUAAUAACAAUAAAAAUAAUGCAAAGAAUGUAAACUUACCCCAUUCUAAAGGUAACUUUUAUAACUUUUAUCUCUUUUCUAAAAAAGAAGACAAAUCCAUGCCAAUACUUCAAGACUUAAAUAUUGAUAAUGAUAUUAGUUGGAUUUCCUGUAUUAAUAAAUUUUCUGAUUCAUUAGAAAAUAAGUUAAUUAAAGAAAAAAAAGAAUUAUGGAGGAAAAAAAAGAAAAAUAGAGUUAAUAAUAAUAAUGAUAAUAGUAAAAAAGUAUUUAAUGAAAAAAACGUUAAUUUUCAAAAUAAAGGUAAAAAUUACAUAAACAAAGCAGUCUCCUUCUUUUCUAUAAAUUCCUUUUCAAAUAUACUAAAUAAAAAUUUCUUAAAAAGAAAUAAGAAUAAUCAUGGCAAUAAUGAAGCAAAUAAUAUCAAUGAAAAUAAUAUAAAUGAAGACUAUUUUACUACUAGAGAAAGUGCAUCUGAUUUGGAUUUUAAUAGUGAUCAUCAUAUAAGUAAAAAUAAAAACAAAAAAAAAAAAAUCAAAAAAUAUAUACAUUUAAAAAAUAAAACAAAAGAUGGAGAAAUGUAUUAUGAUGUUAUCGACGAUUAUAAAAAUUUAAAUAGGAAUUGUUAUAAUAAUUAUUUCCUAAGAAAAAAUGAUCAGAUUUAUUUAAAUUUUGUUAAUGAUAAUAAAAAUAAGAAAAAGGAAGAAAAAGGAAACAUUAAUGUAGUAAAUUACUACGAAAACUAUCUAGAUUUAGAAGACAAAAAAAAAGAAAAAAUUAUAGAAGAUAAUAGAAUUUCGAAAUAUAUAAAAAGAAAUGAAAUAAAAGAAAAAAUAAGAAAAAAAAAAAGGAAAAAAAUUGAUUCUGUUUAUUUAAUGUACGAGAAAACAUAUAAAAUAAACAAAACAAAAUUAAAUUCCUUUUUUUUAUUCUUACAACUUAUCAAAAACAUAAAACAUGAAUACAUUAUCAAUCCAAAUUUUUUUGAGGGUUAUGGAGAAAUUUACUUAAGUUUAAUUCCAACUGACCAUGGAGAACUUCCAUUUUCUCGGUGUUUUUCAAGUUGGGGUAUUGAAAAAAGAAGCCAAAAAGAAUUUGAAGAAUGCUUACCUAAAUUAAGUGUAUAUAUUACAUUAAAAAAUAUAAAAAUAAUUUUUUCUGACAAACAAAUGUUCAAUUUUGUUAAAUGGCUAAAUUUGAACUUUUUUACUUAUUCUAUUUGGAAGGCAGGAAUACUGUCACAAUUUGAGAAGUCUAAGGCAAGUAAUGAAGAAGAAAUUACUUAUAUAAGGAAAUGGUUGUUAAAAUUAUUAGAUACGCAUAAUUCAAAGGAAGAAAAAAUGGAUGCAGAACAAUAUUGCGAAGAAUUUGAAAAUAAUCAUUCUAUACAUGUAAUUAAUUUAUUAAGAAAUAAAGCUUUCUGUAAGUUACAAGAAUUGAAAAAAGAAGUAGAAUUAAAGAAAAAUGACAAUACUACUAAUCAAAAAGAAAGUAAAAAUGUGAAGAAUAGUAAAAAAGAUAAUGAGCUUAAACAUGUCGCAAAUGAAAGUAUCAAUUUUUUAAAAAAUUUAAUGAAAAAUCAAAAAACGUAUAAUAAAAUAAAAAAUUCAUUCAGAGAAAAAAUUUUUACUAUAGAUCUAUGUGUUGAUAUUUGUAUAACAAACAGUGCGUUCUUAUUAACAGUAGAAACAUAUAAUACUAUAAAUAAUAGAAAAAUUAGUUUUGUUAAAACUUAUGCUCUUUUAAUGCAGUGCUUACAUUACCAUAAUCAAAUAUCCAAUACGUAUGAACUAAAAAAUUCUAUAGAUAUAGAAUUGUAUCCACUAACUUUACUUCUUGUAACAAAUAAUUUAGAAAACAAAUAUAUAAAACCAGAAAUAAAUGUAUUAUAUAUAUUAACAAAGGCAGACAAAAAAAAUUAUUAUGAAAAUAAUCACAAAAAUUUUCUCUUUAAAGGAGCAAAUUUUGAAAUUUUUAAGAAAUAUAAAUUAUUAAAAAAAAACUAUUUUAAUAGAAAACCGAGAGAUGAAAAUGAAGCAUUAAAUUUUGGUAAUUUGAGAGAAAAGUUGAAAUUUUUAGCAGAAGAAAAUUUUUUUUUUUCAAAAAAGCAAAAUAAUAUAUAUUAUAAUGAAUUAAAUGAUAUUAUGUUUUAUGAUCCUUCUUUAUACUUAAGAUAUGAUAAUCAGUCAUAUACAAUAUUGGAAAAGCCAGAUCACAGAUUAUUUUUACAUAACUGUGCCUAUUCUAUAUUAAAUAUAAAUACGGAAAUUGUAAAUUCCUUUAUUGAUGAUUACUUUCAUUUUACUGAUAGAAGAGCAGUUUUGUCAAAGAAGAAGGAGAAAAAAUUUUCAUUUAAGAAAAAAGAAUAUUUUUUAGAAUUAGGUGCCAAAUAUUGCAAUGACAUUUUAGACAAUUAUACGAGGCAUACUAAUGUUUUUUUAGAUAUAGAAUUAGAAAAAAUUUUAUCAGUUAUUAUUACGAAAUCAGGAAAAAGCACAGAAAUUCAAGGAUAUAGUUUAAAUCUUAAUCCCGUUAAAAUCGUGAGUGAAUUAUCAACAAGAUUAAAAUAUUAUGAAGGAUAUCCAAAAAGUAGUCUUUAUGAUUCAUUUUUUGUUCAUUUUGAUGGUAUUAAAAUAAAAAGAAUACUCAAUUGGCCUCAAGCCGCAAAAAAUUAUAAUACUUAUUUAGAUGAUAACUUUAUUAAACCUUAUCACAUUCUAUUUUUUUCUCAAAAUAAAAAUUUUUUUUUAAAUAAAAGUAGAACACCAGAAAAGUUUUCAUUUAAUUUAAAUGAUAGAAAAAAUAAUGAAAUUAAAGAAAAAAGAGAUAAUAUUAGAAAUAAUAAUAAUAAUAUUAUUUCAAAUAAUAGUAGUAAUAACAGUCUUAAUAACAAUAAUGAUGAAAAUAAAUCUGAAAUAUUUAAUCUGAUAACGAAUAAAAAAAAUUCUUACAGUAGACAUUCUUUGUCUGCAUAUAACACAAAAAGGAAACGAUACAUUAAAAGAUCGUCAAGCUGCCCUUGUAGUAAUUUUGGUAACUUGGAUUUAUCCAGAAAUCUUAUAAAAGAUAAAUACAAUGAAAAAAAUAUAUAUAAUAUAAGUAAAAAUAAUACUCAAAUGAGUUCAACAUAUAAUAAAUGUAAUUUAUUUUUUUUUAAAACAUGUGAAAACUCACUUCAAGAAAGUGAAGAAGUUGUAAAAAGUGAUUAUUUUUAUAAAAAAUAUAAAAAUAAUUGGAAAACUAUGACUGAUAUUUAUGGCACCAAUGAUUUUGUUUAUAAAAAUAAGAAAAAAAGCAUUAAUAAUUCUAAUUAUGUUUUUGCAAUGAGUGAAAAAACAUGGUGUUCUAUUGAAUUGUGUCACAUAAAAUUUAAUCCUAUUUACCCUAUGUUUAUUAUUAAAUUAAAUGAAGAAGAUUUAUAUGUUAAUAUAUGUGAUUAUGAUGUCGAAUUUUUUUAUUUAAUAUUUGCAGAUAUUUAUGAGCAUUAUAAACUACAAGAAUUAACAAAUAAAAAAAAAAAUAUUUUAUUUUUAAAAAAUAAAAUAAAGUCUCUAUCCAAAUUGAAUAACAAAUAUUAUAAAUCAUAUAUUGUUGAUAAUAAAACCAUGUGUCUUAAUAGAUAUAAUUUGUCUAUUUUAAAAAAAAAAACCUCUUGUAAGAAAAAAGUUACAAAUGAAAAAAGUAACAAUAAAAAAGGGAAAAUAAGAAAUUUAAAAAAAAAAUCUAAACAUGAAAAGUGUAUUGAAGAUAAGAAGACAAAUUUAAAGAAUAAUAAUCUUAUAGAAGAGGGAGGAGAAAAAAAAAAUAAGUUAACAAAGGAAAGUUCGAAAUGCUCUAAUUUAGAACAAAAUAAGGAAUCUGAGAUAACCAACGGCAUAAGAAGUGUAGUAAAAAAAGAGGAUUAUAUAAAGAAAUCUCACGAAAGAAGGAAAAAAAUGAUUAUUAGUUAUGUAAGUGAUAGUAACAUUAUAGUAAAUAAAACAAAGUUGUCUAUUUCAAAAUGUAAAAAUAACUCCAUUAUGAAUAAUUCUACGAAACAAUUUGAUGAACACAAUAAACAUAACGUUAGUACAGUAAAUAAUACUGAUAUUUUUGUUGAUUAUGUUGAAAAUAAAACAAAAGAAGGAAAAUAUUAUAACUCAAUAAAGAAAAAUAAAAAGGAGAAAGAUAUAAAUAAUGAUAAUUUUCAUAAUUUUAGUGAUGAAGAAAAAGGCUCAUUAAAUCCAAAUAAUAGAAAUAUUAUGAAUCUAAAUGAGUUUUCUGAUUCUCAUUUGUUAAAUAAUAGAAAAGUACUCAUAAAAGAAGAAAAUUAUUACUCCAAGUCCACAUCAACUCUUAGUUAUUAUAUUAAUAAUUCUUGCGAAAAUGAUAAAAAAAAAAAAGCAGGUAAAAAGAAAAAAAAAAAAAGAAAAAAAAAAAAAGAAAAAAUGACAAAAAUAUAUGAAAACAUAUCAUCAGAUGAUUCAUGGGUUGAUUUAUUGGAAAAUUAUGAGAGUGAUGAAUCAUUAGAUGAUUUUGAAAAGAAAAAAGUUAAAAACAUGUUAAUUGAUAUUGAAAAUAUUAAGAAGAGAUUGUCUAAUAAUAAUUUUACUAUAACGUGUAGUUUUUCUUUUUCUAUUAAAAAAAUAUUUAUACGAUUAUGGAAAAGGAGAAGCCCUAUGAAGCAAAAAAAAAAAUCGACUGAUUUGAAAAAUUUCAGUAGCUUUCAAUUAAUAGAAAAUUUUUCAAAUUCAGAAAAAAAAAAUAAAGUUUAUGACAAUAAAACAAAAUUAAAUAAUGAAUUUUAUGAAUAUAAAAUAGAUGAUGAAAAUUGCUAUAAUUUAGCAGGUAUAUUAAAAGAGCAUGAAAUGGAUAUUUUGAAUAAUAACAAAAAAAAUAAUACUCUAGAAGAGAAUGAAGAUAACUUUUUCUAUAAUAAAAAUUUUAUUACUUUAAAUGAAAAUUUACAAAAAAAUAUGUUUAAUAAUAUGCAAAAUGCCUUUCCAUUAUAUACUUUAAUUUUUUCUAACAUUUUUUUCGUUGCUAAAGUUGAAAAAAAUAGCUGUGCUUAUGUUUUAUAUUCUAUAGAUAAUAUAGAUAUAAGAGAUGAAACAAAUAUUACAUUAUUAAGUAUGAGUUCUAUAUAUCAUAGUGAUUUGAAAGCAAUGACGAAAAGCACAUUUUCAAAUUAUGAAAAGUUAAGAAAUAUAGCAAAAUUAGAUAUUACAUGUAACAAAGAAAACAAAAAGGAAAUAAAAUCAAAGAAGGAAUAUAAAAUGAUGGAAACAAAAGAUGCAUUUUUAAAUAAUUGUGUGUAUAAAAUUGAUUUACCAGAUCUUGAAAAGACACAUCUUGUUUUAAUAUAUUUUGGUUUCCUAUUUAAAAAUAAUCAUACUUUUAAAUUUAUCUUAAAUAAAACCAAAAUAAAAAUUUUUUGGGAAGUGAUAGACGAACUUGCCGUAUGGAUUUUAAAUAUAAAUGAUCUUUUGCCAAAAAUGCACAUAAUUGAAGAAGAAAUAAUACGCAAUUUAGAUGAAAGUGAAAAUAAACAUAUAGAUUACUUGCAAAAAAUUCAAAAAAUAAAUUAUGAUAUUUUAAAUAUUAAAGCAAAGAAUUAUUCCUAUUCUUCAAUAGAAGGAUACAUAAUACCUUAUAACAUUUUAAUAAAUUCCUAUAAUUCAAAAUAUGAAGCAUACAGUAUUGAUAAUAAUGAAUAUGAUAACAAAGAAAAUUUAAGAUAUUAUAACUAUGAAGAAGAGGAAAAUGAAGAAUUUUAUAUUAUGACUGAUGAUAAAUUAUAUAAUAAUAAUAGAAAUGUUAUAUUCAUGAGUAAUAAAACAGAUGUAAAUAAUACCAUAAAGGAAAUAUUAUUUCAUGAAAAUUAUUUUUUUAACUAUAAUUUUAACAAAAUAAAUAAAAAAAAAAAUAUUGCUAGUAUUUUAAGUGGAACUAACCUAAAAGAUAUUAAUGACGAUAAUAUAAAUAGAUACAAAGAAAAAAAAACUUUUAUGAAAUCAGAUAGACCCCUUUUGCAUGAUUCUUCUAUUAAUCCACAAAAGGACGUAUUUAUAAAAAAGCAACAAUUUUUUGAAAUAUAUGAUAGCAAAAUAGAGAAAAAGGAAUCAUAUGAUGAUUUAAUGGACGAACAAAACUGCUCUGAUUGCUGCCAUUUAAUGAAUUUAAAUUACACAUCUUACACAAAAGAAUUAUGUAAAGCAAAUGAUUAUCCAUAUAUACAUAUAGAUGUUGAAAUUAAUUACUUUGAAAUUUGGGUAUCAUUAGAUCCAAUUAGAAUACCACAAAAAAAAAAUAGUUAUAUAAUAAAUAAUAUAAAUAAACAUUAUCUUAGUGGGAAAAAAAAAAAAAAAAUUAAAAGUAGAAGUUCAGAAGCAAAAGAGAAAAGUACAAUUAGGAACAAGAAAACAAAGGGGAAUAAAUAUAUUAAAGAAAAAAAUUCAUAUAAUUAUAAAAAUAAAGUAGAACAUGAAGAAGAAAAAAAUAAAAAAAAAGGUUUUCGUGAAAAAAUAAAUUAUUAUAAAAAUAUAAAUAUAGAGAAACCCUAUGUUUUAGCUACAAAAGGUUGCUUAAAGUCUGUUAUUUUUUUCUUAUUAUAUGAUAGAAAAAUACAGAAAAAUGAUGAAAUAAAUAAUGAUAAUAAAGAUGAAGAAAAUAAAAAUGAUUUAGGAAAAUUAACAAGUGUAGCAACUAGUAUCAAAUCAAAUAAUUCUCUUGAAAAAAAUGAUAAAAAAAUUAUACUAAAAAAUAAAUUAAUAGAAUCAUUAAAUUAUUCCAACUUAAAUCAUGUUUUAGAUGUUGAAGAUGUUUUAAAAAGUAAAUUUAUGUAUUGGCUUAAUUAUAUAUCUUCAUUUGUUCCUUGUAUCAUAGAUAUGAAAAUAUUUCUUUCUCAAAUGACUAGUGCUAUCAGUAAACCAGUAACAAAAAAUUCUUUUCUAAAAGCAUAUAUUGAUUGGAAUAAUGUUCCUUAUAAUAAUAUCCUUUUACAACCAUGUAGACUAAAUUUCAAUUUUGAAAUCAAAUUACCAAGUUCUGAGACAUUAUUGGAAAGAUUUUUAGGCAUUAACCUAGUAACAAGCCUAAAAUUUUUAAAAAAAAAUAAUUUAAUAUGUCGAAAUGAAGUCGAAGGAAUAGAUAUAAAUUUUUGUUAUGAACCUAUAGUGCUUAACGUGGAUUCCAAUACAUUAACCUUAUUAAAUCAGUUAUAUAAUAUUAUAUGUGAUUCUUAUAACUAUUUCACACAAUUAUAUUCAACAAAAAAUAAGGAGGAAAAAGAUCUUUAUAUGGUUAAUUCAUAUAAUGAUCCAUUUUAUGAUACUUUGGCUGAUUUAAUGCUAGAGGAUAAUUUUUAUUUUGAUGUUAAUGAGACAUCAUCAUGUAUCCAUUUAAGUGAUAAUUCGUUACACAAUUUAGAAUUAAUUUCUAAUAAAAGCGAUUUAGAAAAUAAUUUGUUCUUAAAAAAUCCAGAAAAAGACUUUACUUCAAAUAAUAAUAAGGAUCUUGAUAAAUUAUAUAUCAGCUUUUAUUUAAAUAGUGAUAAGGCAAAUGCAAAAAAUUUAAGUAAAAUAAACUUAAAAGAAAAAGAAGAGAUAAAUAAAAAAGAAGAUGAAAAUGAAAAAAAUAAAAAGGAAAUGGAAAAAGAAGAAGAAAAUGAGGCUAAUAAACAAAUUUUAUGUACAAAUAAAUCUGAAGAUUGCAUUAAGGAGGAAGAAAAUAAUUUCUUAAGUAGUAAUUCUGAUAAAAAAGUGAAAAAUGAAAAAUUUAUAUUAGAUCAUAAUUUGCUUAGUAUGCUAAUUGUAAAUUUCAUAGAAAAUGUAAAGAUAAAUUUUAAUGUAAAUUUUGAUGUGAUAAUUUUUCAAAUAUGGGAUUCCAAUACAGCCUACAAUAGAUGCUCUUUAAAUUUUGUUAUAGAAUAUUUCUGUAUUAAUUUUUAUACUUUAAAUAUAUAUGAAAUAAAUUUACACAAUUCUAAUAUGAAAUUAUUUAAUUUAAAAAAGAAUUCUUCGUUUCAAAGCAAAAAUACUAAUUUUUAUUUAAAUGAUGAAAUUUCAAAUAAUAAAGAAUUUACUAUGAAUUAUAAAAAAGGCGAUAACUCUAAAAAAAACACAAAAACUUAUUUAUUGAAAAAACAGCAUCUUGAUGGUGAGACAAAUGAUAAUCAAAAAUUAAGGGACUAUAAUGAGGAUUCUGCAUUUAAUUCAUGUAAAUCUAAUAUUACUUAUUCAAAUAAAAAUAAUAAAAAAAAUAAAAAAAAUAUAUAUAUAUAUAGUAAAACUGCAGGAGUUCCCAAUAAAAAUACCCCCGCAAAACAUUAUGAUAAAAAAAAAAAUUUGACAAUGAUUAAAAAUUCCAAUAAAAUUAAUAUACGAAAAGAUAGUGAAAUAAAUGAUAAACAUGUAUAUAAUAUAAGAAAUAUUGAUAAUGAUUUAGAUGAUUAUUGCAUCUCCAAAUGUGAAGAAUUAAAUACAUUUAAAAAAAAAACUAAUAAAGUUAAGGAGGGUAAAGGAAUAUGGAAAUUAUUUAAUAAGGAAAAUUUUUUUAAAAACAUAGAGCAAUUUAAAAUAGAAAUAAUAAAAAUUUUUAAAAAAAUUUUUUGUAGAAAAAAAAAUGAUGGUGAUUCAGAAUUGAGUGAAGUAGAGGAAAAAAAUAGCAUAAAAAUAAAAAACAAGAAAUAUAAAAACUCUAACAAAAUUUUCUUAAAAAACGAAUCUAUGUAUAAUAAUAUUAAAAAUUAUAAUGAGAACAAAAAAAACAAGGAUGUCGAAUGCAAGAUAGAAUUUUUAAUAUACUGUCAAAAUUUUAAUAAAAAAGAAAACUCUUAUCAAACAUUUAUUGAACCUUUAUGUAUAGAAAUUAUUGCAAUUAAAAAAAAAUUAAGUUCUCCAGUUCAUUUAUAUUAUUAUUUUUCGUGGUUAAAUAUUAACUUGAAUUUUAAUUUCUUAGAUAAUCUUUUAUCAUUAUGCUGUAGCGUUAUUUUUUCUAUGAUAACUCAAAGAACACGAUUAUUACUUGGAAGACAUAUUAAUGAUAUGGACAAAAAAAAAAAUUAUAAAAAAAUUAAUGAAACAAACAAAAAUGAUAAAACUGAUGAUAUUUCGUCUAAACAUCCAAAUACAAAUAAUAAUACAAUUUAUCAGACUGAGUAUGACGAAACCAAUACAGAAAAAAAAAAUGUAAGUGAAGUAGACGAUGCACUUACUUCAAUGUAUUUACCAAAUUGUUAUGGAGCAUUUAAUGAUGAACAAUAUAAGGAUUUAGUUCUUAUGACUAAUGAAAAUUUGCUUUUCAGAUAUAAUAAGCUUGAUGUUUUAGGUAUUGUAAAUAGAUCAUUAGAUACAUACAUAUUUGGUGAAUUGAUUCUAGAAAAGUUAUUAAGAAAUUACCAGUAUUCUUGUCAAUAUCCAGGUGAUUAUUUGACCAAAUAUGAAAAUGAAUUUAAUAUAGAUAAAUUAAAUGUACGUUCUCAACAAGCGUUACAUAUUAAAUUAUUUAAUUAUAUUAAAAAAAAAAAGAGAUUAGAAAUGAAUAACAUUUGCAAGAUUAAUAAUUUGUUAGGGCAACCAAUAGCUAUUUGUACAGUACGAGAAAAAAAGGGCAUCUAUAAAGAUGCAUAUAAAAAGAAUGAGCAAAAUAAAAAAAAAAAAAUGAAUUAUGUUAAUAAAAGAAGAUUAUUACAAACUAGUAAAAAUGAUAUAAAAAAUGAGCAAUUGCUAUACAAUAAUUCAACUAAUAGUAGCUCUAGCAUAGCAAAAGGUGGUAAAAAAAAUAAGGAAAAGUAUAACAAAUACAUAAAAAUUAAUAAAGAAAGUAUUAUGAAGGAAUAUAAAAGACAAAAUAAAAAAUUAGAAAAUUUCAAAAGUCAUAAUUAUUAUAUAUCUGAUUCUGAUUCCUUUAUAAGUAAAGAUACCUUAAAAUACCAUUGGAAAAUAAUAAGUAAUAAUGAAUCACUUGAUUUACCAACUCAUGAAAAUGGAAAAGUAAAGUUUUUUCUUAUUCGUUUUAGGCUACUUAAUUAUAUAUAUGAUAUUCCUUCUAAUCUUCUUAAUACUGAAAAAGAAAAUGAAGAUGUUCUAAGGUUAAUUAUUCCUGAAAGAAAACUACCAGCUAAUAUAAAUGAAAAAGUAGAACAAGAUAUAUAUAAUGAAGAAUUAUUAGAAAUGGAAAAUUAUUCAUCUCAUAGUAAUCCUAUUACUCUUUAUCCUACUAAUUAUAGCUUCAAUAAAUAUUCUACUAAUCAGGGUGAGGCAUGGUGCUCUUUUAAUAUUCCUCAACCACGUAAUCAUUUAUAUAUUUAUUUUAGAACAAGUAGUAGAAUUACCCAUGAAGAAAAACAAGAAUAUGAUUUUUUUAUAUCAUCUAUAGUGGCUAUUAAAAACAACACAGAUUUUCCUCUUUAUAUAUUUAAAUCUGUGCCAGGUAAUAUAAAUAGAACUAGUAUUUUCAAAGAAUAUUUUCAUAAAUAUAACACUAAACCAACUCCUCCACCUACUUAUACAUUAAAAAUUGAUAAAAAAAUAGAAAAAUUAAUUGAAUAUAAAAUGAGCAUGGGUAAUUUUUCAAAUGAAAAAAAAAAAAAGGAAAAUGAAAAUGAAAAUAAUGUAGAUAAAAAAAAAAUGUUUCAUAACAAUAAUUUUUUUAAUAGUAAUAAUGAUGAUAAAAUAAGAAAAAACAAUUUUACACAUAAUAAUUCUUACUUAUACAACAGAAAAAUGAUUAAAAAUAUAUUACCAUUAAUGAAAUUAUCAUCAGUUGAGCAUUACAUAUCAGGAGAUAUCAAAUUUAGCUCUUUGGCCCCUUUGAAAUAUAAAAAAAAGAAAAGAAAAAGCAGAUUAAAACAUGAAUUUCAAAAAAAAAUAAUAAAAAGGAAAAUUAAGGAAUUAUAUUUAAAGAGUGCUUUAGGUAAAACAAAACGAAAAAAAAUUGACAAGAGUGAAAAGUCUUAUAUAAGUAAUGAGAUGAAUGAAGAAUUAAAGCAUCCACAUAGCUCUUACAGAAAUAUGAUGUCUCUAAAUGAUCCUUUUUUUAGUUUUAUAAAAAAAUCACCUGCUUCUAUUUCUAAGAAAUUAUCCAAUGAUUCCUUACGCAUAACAGAUAUAUCAAACAUUAGCUUAUCCUCAUUAUCCAAUUCUUUCAUUUCCUUUGAUUCUAGUCCAAGUAAAUUUUCGUCAUAUGAUAAUUCUUUAUAUGAAUAUGAUAAAGAUAAUUUCGCAGAACAGGCUUUACUAAAUGAGUAUUUUAAAAAACAAGAAGAUAAAAACAUAUUAGAUCUUAUUGAGAUAUCUAACAACUGUAAUAAAUUAAUACCUAUACCUCUAUAUUGGCUCGUAGCUGAAAAUUCAUUUAUAUGGAUAUGCAUACAAAAUGAAAAAAUUCAUAAAACUGAUUUGUAUGACUUUUUAAAUGAUGAAAAUAAUGCCGAUUAUUUAUGUACUAAAAAUACAAUAGAUAAUAUAUUAAAUUAUAAAUCUCCAUUUUUAGCGGAAACUUCAAAACAUUUCAAACCACAUUUGAUAAGGUUAAAAAAUCAUUUAUUAAAAGAAAAUAAAGUUUUAAGGAAAGAUAAAAAAAACAACGAAAAUUUUAUUAAUAAUUAUAAUAUAAAUUAUAUGAACCUAAAAGAUCUUUAUUUUACUUCCUCUAUUAUUAGUGUAUAUAAUCCUAAUUACGUUCUAAAUAAAAAAGAUGCUCAUAAUUUUUUUCAAAUAAGCAUUGAACAUGUAUUGAUGAUUAAUAAUGGACUUCCAAAAACUAUAUUUUUAUAUUAUGAAAUUUUAAAAAAUGAUUCCAAAAAAAAAAAAAAAGGAAAGAAGAAUAGCGAUAAAAGUUUUACUUCAGCUGAUAAACAUAAUGUAUAUAAAACAGUAAUGUAUAAUUAUAAUUCCAGUUUGUCAGAAGAUUCUUGCAAUAGUGGUAAGGAUAAUAAUUUUUCUUCUUGGAAAGAAAAUAUCUUUGAUAAAGAGGAAAAUGAAAAUAAUAAUAGAAUGUUUUCUUAUGACAUAAAUGAAGAACAAAAUAUUAAAGAAAAUACACUUGAUAACAUAGAAGAGGUUUCAAAUAAUAAUAAUAACAAUAAUUUAAAUUUCUCUUAUGAGCAAAAGGAAAAGAUAGAAACUGAAAAAGAAAAGAAAAAAAACAAAAAUAGCAAAAAAAAAAUUACUUUGCUAAUAGAUAAAUUAAAUGAAGAUACAUUAAUAGAAAAAAAUAAAAAAAGUAAAUUAGUUGAUAACAGUGGUAAAAAGGUGAUAGAUGAUAAGCAGUUAUUAAUAAAAGAAGUGAACAAUGAUAGAAAUAUUUUUAUAUACAAAAAUAUGAAAAGAGAGAAUAACUUAGAUGAAAAGAAUUUUAAAAGUGAAACAGAUUUAGAACAGAUGAAUUUCAUAGUUAAUAUAAGGAAAGAAAAUAAUAAAUAUAUUUUUGAAAUAAAAAUUAAUCCUGGUCAAAGUAUAAAACUACCUUUUUUGCCUCAUAAUAUAAAUAUUUCUUUUGAUGGUUAUUAUUCGAAAAAUAUAUUAAUAAAUUAUCCUCACAAAAAAGGAAGAGAAAAAAUAAUAUUAGAAAAGGAAACCAAUAACGAUGUAAAUUCCUUUUUUACAUUUGAUUAUGAAGAAAAACAAGAACAUAGAAAUAUGGAAUCAAAAAAUUAUACGUAUUUUAAAAACUUUAGUAAUUAUGAUAAUAAUAACAGUACACUUAAUGCUAGCCAUAGACAUAAUGAUAGCUUAUGUAAAUCUAAUGAUUAUUUAAAUACUUCGUCUUUGUCUAAUGAUACAAAAAACAAUGUGAAUUAUGAAGAAUUAAACAAUCUACAAAAGAAAAAUGGCAAUAAUGUUUUAGAUAAAUGCGCAAAUUUUAAGACUUCCAAAUAUGAAGAAUUUCAAAAAAAGUUAACUAUAUGGGCAAUUUUUAAUGAAUUUUAUGAAACUGGAAAAAAUAGAUAUCAAGAUAUAUCACUAGAGAAAAUUUACCAUGGUACAUAUUCCGUCUCAUGCACCUUUUUUGCUUCAGCGUGUAUAAUAAAUAGAUUGAAUUAUCCUAUUAAAUUAAAAAGAUUAAAUAAUGAAAGUAUAAUUGUUAUUGAGCCGUAUGUCAGAAAAUUACUUCCAUGUGAAUUUGUUUUACGUAGAAACAAAGUUAUUAUAUCAUACGAAACAUUAAAAGAAAUAAAAAAUUGGAGUAAUUAUCCAUUGAAAAAAUAUAUGAUUAAAAAAGCAAAAUUGAGUAAAAACCGUAACGCUAUUAAAAAAAGUAAAGAAAUGCUUAUUAAUCCAUUAAAUAAAGAAUAUGCCAAUUGGACAAAAGAUUAUCCAUUUAAAAAAUUCUCAAAUGACGAUAAAAAAGAAGAUACACAAAAAACAGACAAUUAUAUAAAAAGAGAAAACAAUAAUAAUAAUAAAUGUAAUAAUAAUGAUAUAAAUAAUUACAACAAUAAUAAUUGUAUUAACAAUAAUAAUAAUAUUAAUAACAUUAAUAACAAUACAAAUAACAAUAACAGUAAUAAUAAUAAUGAUAAUAAUAAUAAUAAUAUAGAAAAAAUGAAAAUAAAAAAAGUUCAUUAUGAAAGGAAUAUCUUCAGUAGGAUAAAGAAAAAAAAAAAAAAAUGCUUUUUUUAUAGUAAUAAUGUAAAGAAACCUCUGGAAUCAGAAGAUUUUCGAAUAACUGAUCUAUCAAUUACAAGAUUAACAUGUUCUAAUAAAAAUAGUAGCAUUCCUCAAUUAAGAUAUAGUGUAUAUAUGUCUAUUGCACCUAUGCCUUUUUUUAGAACUACUGUAAUGGAAAUACUACCUUACAUAGUUAUUAUAAAUAAUACAAAAAUGAACAUAGUUUUUCAAGAAUAUGUAAAAAAUUAUACAUAUUUCAAAUAUAAUAAAUUAGAACCAGGAAAUUAUGUAGAAUUUCAUCCACAAUCAAAAAAGAAAGUUAUGUUAAGAAUGUGUGGCAUUUUUCAAAAUAGCUUUAAUUAUUUAAUAGAUGAUUAUUUACAGAAAGAAUUAUAUUUAGAAAGUUUAGAAAAAGAAAAUGAAAAUUCAUUGGAUGAUAUAAAAGAACAGAAUUAUAAUAAAAAUAAAAGUAAUACAAUAAGGAAUGAGAAAAGUGAUGAUGAUAAUAUUAAAAAUAAUGAUAUAUCAAAUAUAUCAAAGAAAUUAAGUGUUGUUAUUGGUUUAGAAAAAAGUAGUGACAUAAAUAUUCAUGCUUCAUCGAAAAAUUCUUCUAGUACCAACAAAGAAAAUUUUAAUAAGUAUGUUGCAGAUAAUAAAGAUUCCUUUAAAAGUAAUUCUAUAAAAAAAUUUAAAAAUAUGGAUGAAUUCAAAUUUCUGUAUUGGUCAGAAGUUUUAGAUUUAACAAGGGUUAGCAUGGUAUACUUUCGUCACCCAGUUGUAUCAAAUGAUAAUUUUAAAAAAGAAGAAAAAAAAUUAAGAAAGCUUAACUUUUUAUUAAAAAGGAAUGGCAAAAAUGAUAUUACAUAUUUAAAUAUUUAUAAUGAAUUAAUGAAGGAGAAAUAUAUACCAUAUGAAUAUAGUUGCUGUUCAAUGGAAAUAACAACAUUCAAAGGGUGUAAGUUUGUUCGUUUUCAGGAUAUUGACGUUGUUCCUUAUUAUUUACUUAAUUUAACGAGAUAUAAUAUUCGACUAAGACAGGUAGGUAUUUACGAACAUUCAGAAAUUUUACUUAAAAUUCCCAAAAAAAAAAAAAAAUCAUUUGAUGAUAUAUUUAAAAAUUAUGCAUUCAAUUUUUCCUUUUACAAUCCUUAUAAAGAUCCCAAAUUAAAGAUUAGCAUAUUAGCAAAUAAAAGAAAUGAAAAAAAUAAAAUGAAAAAAAAAAAAAAAGAAAAAAAUGGAAAAGAAAAAAGCAUAAAUAAUAAAUUUUCAAAUAUACAAAAGAUGAACUUAAGAAAUGAAUUAAAUUAUUUAAGUUUACUAGCAACAAAUUACAUAACAGCUAAUGAAGAUGCAAAGAUUAUUAACAAUAAAAUUUUUCAUCUGAAAAAGCUUUCUGAACAAAUUGACAGCCUCAAUGAUGAAAAUACAAAUGUAAUUGAUUUAAGAGAUGGAAAUAAUAUCAGUUUAUUAAAAUUAAAACGAGGAAAUGUAUUCAUUUAUAUAUUAUGCACUAAAAAAACAUAUAAUGGUAAAACCAUUUUUUCUUUUGAAAAUUAUGAUAAUUUAAUAAAUAGUAUUUUAAAUUUCAACAAUAUCUCUUUUAAUCAUAAAUGCAGUUAUAAUAUAUUAAAAUCAUUUAAUCUACUUAGUGGUAAAAUUAAAAGUGCAUAUGUAAAAAGUAGAUAUAUGAAACAAACAAAUAACAAAAAUAUAAAAAACAUAAAAAGAAAAAAGGAAAAUCAACACUUUUGGUAUUUACUGAAUUUAUUUAAAAAAAAAAAUACAUUAAGUUUUACUGAAAAAGAUACAAAAACUAGUAAUAUUAUUACUGAUUUAUUUCAGAAAAAAACUAUGAAUAAAGAUGAAAAAAAAAAAAUUAAUUUUAAUAUGAAUAUUUUUGCACACUUUAUUUUUAAGGGUAUAGGAAUAAGUAUAAAUAAUCAUAACUUAGAAGAAAUUUUAUAUUUUUCAAUGGAAUAUAUUCUAGUAGUUUAUAAACUAAUGAGUGAGAGAGACUUAUUUCAUAUAAAUGUUGGAUGGUUGCAAAUAGAUAAUCACACAAAAAAUACAGAUUAUCAAAACGUUUUAUUACCAAUUAUUGAUUUAAAAAAAAAAGAGUUAAAUAAUUCUACUAAUUGUGACAAAAAAAUUAUGGAAUUUAACAGUGGUACGCUAAGAAAAAUGACUAAAGACAGUACACUGUGUAAAAAUAUGCAUUAUAAUUCAAAUGAAACUUUCUCAUAUUAUAUUAGAGAUAGUGAUAAUUAUUCAAAAAUAAACUCACUCAAUAUAUUAAAUUCCUUAUGUUCUAGAAGGAAAAGUUCAUAUGAUUCAUAUAUUGAAAAAGAUCUUUUAAUUAGUACUAAUAGAAAUAACCCUUUGUAUAAUUCCUACAAAUUGUUUAUUCCACGAUUUUUUUAUUCAGAAUAUAAUUCUGUAUUUAGUAUUACUAUAAUUAAACAGAAAAGAGGAAAUAUGAAAAAUUUCCUGGAAUUAUCAGAAGUGAAUAUUAAAAUUUCUCCUAUGAGCUUAAAUAUUGAUUCAUAUUUUAUUAUUGAAAUAUUAAAGAUAAUUGAUGAACUUUUAAAAAUUCUAGAAUUUGAUUUAAGUAAUUAUAAUUCUCUUAAUUUAGAAAAAAAUAUAGAGUUAAAAGACAAUGAUUUUGACAGCUUAGAAUAUAAAAAAGAUUUAGGACCUCUAGAUGGGUUAAUAAAGCAUUAUAUAUUAAAAGAUUAUUAUUUAUAUGAGCAAAUAUCCAAUUUUAAGUUUAGUUUAAAUUGCAAUUUAGAUAAAAGUAGUGAUAAUAUAUUUGGUUCCAAUAAUUUAUUUAAUAAAAGUAACGAAGAUAUAGUGGAUUUAAAAAAGUAUAUUACUUUAAUAAGUGAAUAUAAAGACAUAGACAAAAAAAAAUCUCGAUUUACCAAUCAACAUAAUAAAGAAAGAGCGCAUUUAAAUAAUAUUAUAAAUCAGUUACAUGGAAAUAAUGAAAACAAUAAUUUUCCCAAUGAUGAUAUAAGUAAUUAUUUUAUUAACAGAAACCCUAAUAAUUAUCCUAGCAAUACUAAUGAUUAUUUGGAAGAAGGCAAGGAGUAUUUUUAUUCUGUUAAAAAUGAUACACCGUUAUAUAUUAGAAGUAUGGAAAAUGAAGAUAAAACUAUUAAAAAGGAAGAAAAAAUUAUAUCAUUAAAAAAGAAGAGAGAAGAAUCAUACAAUUAUAGUAAAUAUUAUUCUGAUAUAUGCAGUGAAGAUAAAUUACAGUAUUUACAUAAAUGUGAAAAAAUUUACAAAAAUUCAUUAAAUAAUAGAAAAAAAAUUUUAAAAAGAAUACAAAAUAUAAAUAUGAAAAAUAAUUUAAUUAGCCUUGAUAAAAUUUUUAUAUCUAAGUUAGAAAUUAAUGAAAUUAAGUUAAUAAUAAAUGUAAAAAAUAGAAGUUUAAGUUAUGAUAAAAAAAGUCAAAUAAUGGAAUCAAAUGUUAUGAAUGCAUUAGUUGUUCUCAUUAUGAAUAUUCCAAAUAUUAGUGAUGCACACAUACAUUUUGAUAAAGAAGUAAAAAAAAAUAUAUGUGGCUCUUUAUAUGUAUUAAUAUUUGAUGAAAUUAUGAAUGAUUAUAUAAAUCCAGGAAUGAAUCAAAUGUUUAAUGUUUUAGGUGCUGUUGACUUUAUUGGAAAUCCAUUAAUAAUAUAUAAGCAUUGGAAAAAGGGUUAUACUACUUGUAUUGAAGAUUUAAAAAAAAGUGUUGAUUCUUGUUCUUUUCCUUUGUUAUUUUGUAUUUUGCUAUUAAAUACUUUGGGAAAGUUUGGAAAAAGUUUGUUAUCAGGAAUACUCGAUAGUGCUAGUAGAUUGUGUGGUAGUUGGAGUAUAUGCUUUGAAAGAUUUUCAAGAAAUGCAGAUAACUACAGCAUUUUUACAAAUAGCAAUUUUUUACAAAAUGAAAUUUUAGAUCAACCGUCAAAUUGUGCUGAAGGAAUUUGUUAUGGAUGCCAAUCAUUUUUAAAUAUUAUUACUAUUAGCUGUGCUAAUACCUUUUAUAAACCUUUUAUCGCUAUAAAAAAAAGUAAAGAUGUUCGAAAAAAUGAAAAAAAUAGAUUUAAAAUAUUCCUUUCUAUGUUAAAAGUUCUAUCUUAUGGGUUAUUUAGUGGUUUUAGUAGUUUUUUCUUUGGAGUUUUUAAUAGCAUUUUUUCUUUUUUCACUUUUUUAUUUAUUGGUACUUUAAACCAAAUACAAACAUUAGCUAUGAAAUCUGUUGUUAGGCCAAAAAAAAUGAGCGUAAUUAAAGAAUAUGCAAAAUUUGUUGAUUAUGAAUAUCCUUUAUCAUUUUCUUAUCAUGUCAUUAAUGAAAAAAAAAGAAAGAAAGAACUUUUAAAAAAAAAUAUUGUAGCUAUUAUUCUUUUAUAUACUAUAAAAGAAAAUAUUCCUAGUAAUAUAAAAAGUUUCUUAUGGAUUAGCAAUAAGGAACUAGGGUAUUGUCAAAAGAAUAAACUAUUGUGGUGCUUAUCUAUUAAUUGCAUUAUGAAAGUAGACAUCUUAUUGAUUCAAAUGGAUAAUGGCCAAACAAAAAACAUUUCAACUAUAAGUCAUAAUAAAAAUAAAAUUAAUGAUAAAAAUUCUAAUUUAUAUACUAAUAAUAAUAUAAAUGAAAAGAAAAAUAAUAAAAGUAAAACAAAAUGGAAAAUUAAAAAUAUUUUUAAUCCACAAAAUUUUAGGCAAUUUGGAGAUUUCAAGUCUUCAUAUUAUAUUAGAAUACUGUAUCGAUCAUUGUAUAAAAUAAAACAAACAAAUGGAAAAAACAAGGUUAAUAAUUUUUUAUUACAUAAAAAAAAUAAAUCCUAUAACAAAAUGAAACAAAUUUUAAGAAAAAAUACAUACGAAAAAUAUUUCGAAAAAGAUUUCAGAGAAGAGCAGUUAUCUUAUGACAAGUAUAAAAAUUCUAGAUUAGAUAAAAUGAAUAAUAAUGAUGAUAAAAUAAAUUGCGAAUUAAAAAAUAAUAUUCAAAAAACAGAAAGAUACUAUUUAAAUAGCCAAAGCGAUAAUCCAAGAGAUAUGACAAAAAUAGAGAAGUCUAAUGAAUAUAUUUUACAGAAUGAUGAAAAAAACAAAAAAAGGGAAAGCAAAAAGAGUGAUAAACAUCAAUACCAUCAAAAAGAUAUAAAAAUUAAUGAACAAACAAGAAAUAUAAAUAAAUUAAAAAGUAGGAAAACUAAUUUACAUAAAAAUUAUUUACACAAGAAAAAAAAAUAUAUAUAUAUAUCUAAAUUAGUCAAAUGUGAAUCUAAAGAAGUUGCUCUUCACGCUUUUUCUCUUCUUUUAUCAUUUCUUGUGCAUAAAUCUCCUUAUUAUUUAAAAACUGUUAAUUAG
Molecule: messenger RNA, 19968 nt
Organism: Plasmodium relictum
Lineage: Eukaryota; Apicomplexa; Aconoidasida; Haemosporida; Plasmodiidae
Product: conserved Plasmodium protein, unknown function
Exons: 1
Coding region: 1-19968 (6655 amino acids)
Biological process (GO): protein targeting to vacuole; protein retention in Golgi apparatus
Cellular component (GO): extrinsic component of membrane
Source: RefSeq, a predicted model, not a curated record